AUGAUAGUAGGCGAAGUAAUAAUCGAUUCAAGAGGCGAGUUGACCUCUACCCUGCCCCUUGAAAAUGAAGAUUUGACAUAGGUUAGCUAGAUCAUCAGUAACAUUCUCCAAGACAUCAACACCUAUAUGAAACUUAACAACAACUCAACUGGAGACUUAAAGAAGACCACAUUGAGGAUUGGAAAUUCACAUGAAAUAAGUAUAGCAGUGGGAAGUGAUGCCAUCAAGGCUGUGGUAAGGGAAGUAAACUCUGGAGGUCAAGGAAUGUGA
Molecule: messenger RNA, 270 nt
Organism: Stylonychia lemnae
Lineage: Eukaryota; Ciliophora; Spirotrichea; Sporadotrichida; Oxytrichidae
Source: the annotation of a GenBank genome assembly